Labeo rohita (rohu) is the source of this 4804-nucleotide messenger RNA. It is a transcript of the gene lrrc74b, whose product is annotated as leucine rich repeat containing 74B. NCBI's taxonomy places the organism in Eukaryota, Metazoa, Chordata, Actinopteri, Cypriniformes, Cyprinidae. Gene Ontology annotation, molecular function: protein binding. The record is from RefSeq and is a predicted model, not a curated record.
GCAGGUUAGUCUGGGGCAACAGGAGACAGUACUGCACUGAUUUGUUUUCUCAGAUUUGAUUUGAUUUAAGGAUAUCGAUCCUGUCUAGCUUGGGAAACCAGAGUAAAUCGAAUAUGAUUUAGUUUGAUCAAAGCAAUCUCAACAUUAAUUUUGCAAACAAUCACAAACCCACACAAAGUACAUAGAAUGGUAGCAGGCAAAAAGGUGACAAAAGAAAGUAUUCUUCCAUCGGUGUGUGAAGAUGAAGGAAAUGAAGGUGGAAAAGAAGAGGAUUUGGGUGGAAUCGCAAGCAGGCCGGUCAGUAGACCCAGAAGUCUCUACAGCAGAGGAAGUGUGGAUGGCCAAACAGUGUCUAGAUCUCCCAGCCAGCAUCAAAUCACAAGAAUGGCCCAUCAGGAUGAAGAUCAUACGAAUGAAGAAGAUGAAGUGGAUGAAGGUGGAGAUAUCCAACCAGGUGAUGGACAGCAGCAAGAGAGGAAGAGUGUCAUCGGUGACGAAGAUUUUGACACAGACCUGGAACUCGACAGAUUUCACAAUGAAAGACGAGCAUAUGACCCUACAGGACAGUCCAGCUACAGAGAGGCUUGUAAGAUGCUGAAUGUAAUUCCAGUAUCCUACUUCCUUCGAAAUAUGAACCAGAGUGAACUCAACAUGAUGCAUUAUGGGCUGGGAUCACAGGGAACAAAAGCUCUGGCGAUUUCUUUGGUAACCAACACCUCCAUCUUGAAGCUGAAUCUGCGAGAUAAUUGGAUGGAGGGAAUAGGCGGGGCUGCCAUUGCUGAUAUGCUCAAAGAGAAUUGCUACAUCACAGAAAUUGAUUUGUCUGAAAACCGGAUGGGUGAAUACGGAGCCAGGGCUUUGUCCAGCAUGCUGUUGGAAAACUCUACCCUAUUCUCUCUCAACCUCUCCGGGAACCAUCUGGACGAGCGAGCGGCCAGACACCUGUCCUCAGCUCUGAACGGCAACCAGAAACUUCAGCACCUCGACCUGAGUCACAACAGAUUCGGAGAUAUAGCAGGGGAAAUCCUGGGUGCUGCUAUUGCCGAGAACGCGGGAAUGAAGUCACUCAAUCUGGCUUGGAACUGCAUUCGAGGAAAAGGAGCCAUUGCAUUUGCUAAAGGCCUGGAGGGAAAUAUCUUCUUGCGGACCCUGGAUUUGUCGUACAACGGUCUGGGUAAAGAAGGAGCUGUGGCUCUAGAGGAAGCACUCAAACACAACAAUACACUGGAGGAUCUGAACAUCAGCAAUAACCGCAUACCGCUUGAAGGAGCCAUCCAUUUUGCUCUGGGCCUCAAAGUGAACACGACAUUACGAAUUCUCAAAAUGUCUAGGAACCCAAUGCAGUCAGCGGGAUGCUUCGCCAUUUUAAAAUCAGUUCAGGCAAACCCAGAAACUGCAGUUGAGUUCUUAGAGUUCUCUGAUAUUUGCGUGGAUCAGGAAUUUGAAGACUUACUCGAAAGCACUAAAGGAACACUUCCAAACCUUCAAGUGAAACAUGGUGGAAAAAUUAAUGCUGUGCUUAAAAAGAGCUGAAAACGCAUUCUGGACAAUCCAAUUGUAAUCGUGUAGGCUUGUAGAACUGCAAAUAUAUUUCUGAACUCUAAACUAAUUUGAAUCUUAUUCCACACUCCUCCACAUAGUAAAUUGGAUCAAGUCAUAGUUGAUGGAUCAUGGUUUCCGGCAUUAAGGGAAUGACGCUUCAGUAGAAAAAUGUUUAGAAGAAGAUUUGAUUACAUUAGUGACCAUAGACUUUAAAACAUUACUUAGAAAAUGGUUAGUUUUGAUGAUGUGUGGAGCAAGCUAGACUUGCUAGACUAGAACUUUUACUUUUACAACUCCACCGUUCAAAAGUUUUGUUUUCCGACACGCGCUGUACGUGGUAGACCAAUCAUAAAGGACUGCGCCAUCUGACCAAUCACAGCAGUGAGGGCUCACGGAAAGGAGGGGUUUAGAGAGACUGAUUCUUCGAACUGCUUCGCACGAGUCGUUUACAAAUCAUUAAGAAAUGAGGUCAAAUUAAAUCUAUUUUUGGAAAAAACUAAAGUGUUUUUUGACCCUGCAUACAUGUAAACCUUUUUUAGUAGACUCAUAAAACAAUAUUAGCAACCUUUAAAAUGGCAUAAUAGGAGCUCUUUAAAAGAUUAUUUGUUUCACAUUUGUGUCAAAACCAUGAUAUACAUUUUUUCAGGAAUCAACAUUUGAACAGCAUUUGUUUGAGAUGGAAAUCUAUUAGUUUAAUAUUAAUACAUGUAUUUAUUUCAGUCACUUUUAAAAUGUCGUGUAUGAACGCAGUUCCACUGCCUCAUUAAAUGUCAGACUACAUGAAAUAGUUGCAUUUCUAAAACUUAUUUCUCACACUGCAAGACUAUUCAAGUGAAUGGUGUCAUAUUGGUGUCACACACAUGAAAUCAUCUUUACAAAUGAUUAUCAUUGUAAUCAUAGUUUUGGACAACUUACACCAUGUUUUUUUAUUAGUAAAAACGCAAUUUUAGGUUUUUCUAUAUAGGCCUAUACCCUACCAAGAAAACCAGCUAUGGCCAACAAACCAGCUUAUGUUUUAAUUUAUUAAAUUUUCACCGGACUAGUAUAAAAAGCUUUCAGAUUCUGUUAUUUUAAUUUGUACCCAGAUAGCAUACGCAUGUCUGCAAGAUGUCUGUUAAAGAUCUCUUGAUCUGGAAAGCAUCUGCUGUGUACAAACGUCUGGCAGACGUCUGUAAGAUGUCAGUUUUACCAAAGUAAAAGCACCUCUCGGGAAGGCAAGUGCAGCUCCUAUCUCUUUGAAUGGGGAAACAUCAAAUUCUCCAAAACUGUUCACCAAGCUUACAAUUAAAUUUCAUAUUUGAAAUCCUCAAUGAAAUUUGACAAAAACUGCCUCAUAAAUAUUGUUCCUUAUGCUCCAAUAGCAUUAAAAAAAAGCUUAUUUUUUUAGGCUAGAUCAGUACUGAGCGCAUGUCUUAGAACGAUGACUGUAUCUAAUAGCAACCGGGAUUUCUAACGGCAGCUGCAGUGACGCGCUGACUUUACUAAUCAACGAUUGGCUCUUUCAUUAAGAAGGCGGGGCUUUGCGGCCAUAAUGAGCAUUGCAUCUUUCCCCAUUCAAAAUUAUACGAGUGACAAGUCUUGGGUAUUCUAUAGUCUUUGGUUUUACAUACACUAAUCAUAAACAUUUUAAAGACAUCUAAUAAACGUCUAUUUGACAUCUGAUAGGAAACAUUUAAUAGACAUAUUGCAGAUGAGCAAACUAUGUCUUGCAGAUGUAAAUGCAGACGUCAAAUAAAUAUCUCCAAGAUGUACGUGUGCUAUCAGGUGUAUUCAUCCAUUUUAGGCAGCAAACAUGGUUUGUUAACCUGAUGCGUAGCCAUAUUGGUGAUACUCAAAUGUAAAUAACAUGGAUUGCAUUGUUAAUGUACUACUGAAUUUCUGGUCCGAACAAAUAUUACAACCCAAAACAUGACAAUAACUGACCAUUUUCAGCAGCAAUAAUCAGCAAAGUAUGUGAGUUUCCUUCAGUUCAGUGCGUGGGCGUAGCCACGGGUGUGGCGGUGCCACCCAGAGUGGCAGCUGGCACACCUAAAAAUAGAUGCAGAAAUAUUUUUUUAUAAUCUUAUAAACAUGGGCGGCGCUAAAGAGGGACUAGCAGCUGCUUCAGCACCCACACACAUAAAAAAUUAAAUAAAACAAAAACAUUUGACUCAUCAUGCAAGCUUAACUCCUGCAUUGCAAUAUAACGUGACGUGAUUAGCAGGUGCACUUUUCGAAAUGUCACAGAAUUUUAUUCUAAAAACAAAGUGACAAGCCUGCUCCUACUAAAAACAAGCCUGCUCCUACUAAAGAUUUUUCUAGUCAACUACAUGUUUAUAUUGAAUAAUAAUAACAUACUAACCAUCCUUUAAUGUAUAGGCGUAUAGCUUAUUCUGCAUAAACCCAGCAGGCACACAACGUCAUAAGACGCUUAUAUGUGGUUAAAUUUCGGAUGCGACAUCGGCUGACCAAAAUUCAAUGUAAAUUCAACGUUUAAUGUCAACUUAACAUUAAAUUGAUGUCCAAUACCAAUGUCAGCUGACGUUGAUAUUUUGUUGUUUUUAGGUUGUGUAACCAAAAUCCAACAUUAAGUCAGCGUCAAAUUGAUGUCAAAUACUGACGUCAACACGAUUUUCAUUCUCAACCAAAAUGCAACGUCUGUCUGACAUCAUGUCCAACGUCAACCUGACGUUAUAUAGACAUCCAGUGCCUGCUGGGAAGCUUGCACCGCAAAAGUAAUGAUUAUGAAUGUGUUGGGGGGGAAAAGAAAACAUUUUAAUUAUUUGUUAAUAAACUUUCUCCUCAGUCAGUGUCGGCUGAAAAGAUGCCGCCGCUGCACUCGCCCUCUCCACAUGAACGUCUUUAAUAGAGUAAUGUACCUUUUCAUUCCGACUGCACAAUAAGUGUUUAUUUUUUUUAAAUUGGUUUGUUUAAUAUAUAGGCUACAUUUUGAGCGUUCUAUGGAUUUCUUUGUGAGGCAAGUAGCCGGUUCAUUGCUGUGAUGCGCUCCAUUUCACGGAGACAGCAGAAAGCACAACCUCUCUGUUUUACAAAAGCACAACCUUUUGGUGUUAUCGUGAGUAUACAUAAAUCAGAAAAAGUUUUUGCGGGGGAAAAGAAAUGCAAGGGAUUGCGUGGGCACAAGCACAUUUACAGAAUUGCCUUUAUUUUCGUUAAUAUACAGUUCUUAAAACAACAUAUUUUACCAUUUAAACAUCAAGCGUAUGUGAACUUUUAAAUUGCUUAAUUUGUGUGUAAACGCCUAUUAUGUGAAAAAGCUUAU